CCGCGCGCGAACAACGGCUUGAGUUUCGGCGCCAUUUUCGAGCGGCGGUCUCAGAGCGCCGCUCCGUCAGACGCCCUUCCUUGGCGCCUCGCUCCUCUCCGUCCUCCUCCUCCUCCUUCCUCCUUCUCCUCACCGCCGCCGCCUUGUCCCCCCCCCCUAACCUCAACCCAGCCACGACAUCUCCCGUUCGCUCGCCUUCUCUCCGCCGACUCGCAGUUUGAAGGGAGAAAAUGUCUCCAAUGGCAAAAGCCUCAACGGCCAAGAGGAGGGGAAACAAAGACGACGAUGCAGAUGACUUUGCAUCAGAGCCUUUGGCAUCGGAGCAAGCGCCAAUUUCUGCAGAGUCUCCCGAGGACCGGCGUACCCUGCAGGAGAUCCUGGAGAGCAUUCCUUCCGCUCCUCCAGCUGCCAUGACCAACGAGCCCGGGGCUGCACGCCUCAUGAUCACACACAUCGUCAACGAGAACUUCAAGUCCUAUGCUGGAAAACAGGUCCUGGGCCCUUUCCACAAGCGCUUCUCUUGCAUCAUUGGACCAAACGGGAGCGGCAAGUCCAACGUGAUCGACUCGAUGCUCUUCGUGUUCGGCUACCGUGCCCAGAAGAUCCGCUCCAAGAAGCUCUCCGUUCUCAUCCACAAUUCUGAAGCGCAUCCUGACCUUUACAGCUGCACUGUGGAGGUCCACUUCCAAAAAAUCGUAGACAAGGAGGGGGACGAUUUCGAUGUGAUCCCGAGCAGCGAGUUUUAUGUUUCCCGCUCGGCGACGAAGGACAGCGUGUCAUCGUACACUGUGAGCGGGCACAAGGCCACCUUCCGCGAUGUGGGGCAAUUGCUGCGCAGUCACGGCAUAGACCUGGACCACAACCGCUUCCUCAUCCUGCAGGGUGAGGUGGAGCAGAUCGCGCUGAUGAAACCCAAGGCGCAGACAGAGCACGACGAGGGCAUGCUGGAGUACAUGGAGGACAUCAUCGGCUCAGGUCGCUUCAAGCCAGCCAUCGAGGCCUGCUGCCGCCGCGUCGAGCAACUCAACGAACUGCGUGGAGAAAAGCUGAACCGAGUUAAGGUGGUGGAGAAGGAGAAAGACGGACUGGAGGCGGAGAAGAACAACGCUGUGGCUUUCCUGAUGGCCGAGAACGAUAUCACCAAUCUCAAGAACAGCCUCGUUCAACACAAAAUGCAAACCGCUCGCAAGGCCCUUGCGACGGAAGAGCGGAAGAAGGCGGACAUCGAGGAGGCGUCAAAGGAUCUGAAGGAGAAAAUGGCUGAGCUCGUGCAAGCCAAGAAGGGCAAGGCCAAGGAGCUGCAGGCCAUCGACAAGAAACUGAACAAGAUCAACGCUUUUAUUGAAGAGCACAAGAAAACGUUUGUACAGUACGACCUGCAAGAUGUUAAGAUGAGGGAGAACUUGAAAAAUUGUGCCAGCAAGGAGAAGAAGCUCGCCAAGCAGCUGGUGAAGGAUACAGACAAGCUGAAGGAAAUCCGCAACGUUCCGGCAGCGAGCGAUCGCACAAUCAAAGUUGCAACGGAGUGCAAGGCAAAGCUGGAGGCCAGCAAGAGUGUGGAGGAGGAGAAGCUGAAAUCCGUGAUGGCUAACUUCGAGAAGGAGACCAAAGGACUGCAGGAGGAGAAGGAGGUGAAGCAGCAGGAGCUCCUCGCACUGAGCAAGGAGGUGAACGAGAGGUGCUCCCGCAUGGAAGUAGCUCAGUCGGAACUGGACCUGUACAUGAGUCGCCACACCUCGGCCCUGGCUGCCCUCAACGAGGCCAAGCAGGCCCUCACCAGCACCACCGAGGGCCUUUGCGGGCGGAGAGAAAACAUACGGAAGCUGGAGACAACCAUUCCCUCGACAGAGAAGGAGCUCGCACAGGCCCAGCUGGAGCUGGAGAAGCUGGCACCUCUGGAGAACGCAGCGCGCGCAGAGGUGCGAGCAUUGCGUCAGAAGACAGAAGAGGCGAAGAGCUCCCUGUGUGCCUCACGCUCGCGCAACAAAGUGCUGCAGUUGCUCAUGGACCAGAAGAACAAGGGCUCCCUUCCCGGCAUCUAUGGUCGCCUGGGGGACCUGGGAGCCAUCGAGGAGAAGUAUGACGUGGCCAUUUCGUCAUGCUGCGGUGCACUUGACAACAUCGUGGUGGACACCAUGGACACGGCGCAGGCGUGCGUCACCUACCUGAAAAAGCACAACAUCGGUUCCGCCACCUUCAUUGGUCUCGACAAGAUGCGCGUGUGGGAGGGCACGAUGAAGAAGAGCGUGCAGGGCCCCGAGGGAGUGCUGCGCCUCUUCGACCUGGUGCGCGUGGGCGACGAGGCGGUGCGCACAGCGUUCUACUUCACCCUGCGCGACACGCUGGUCGCUAACAACUUGGAGCAAGCGUCGCGCGUCGCCUUCCAGCAUCAGCGCCGCUGGAGGGUGGUCACCCUGCAGGGCCAGGUCAUCGAGACGUCUGGGACGAUGUCUGGUGGUGGCACCAGGGUGAUGAAGGGCAGGAUGGGCUCCUCUGUUGUUAGUGAAGUACCACAAGAGGAGGUGGAGCGCAUGGAGCACAAGCUGCAGGAGGAGAGUGCCAAAAUGGAGCAGUACCAGCAGCAGAGGAGCCAGCUGGAGGAGCGGGUGCAAACGCUGCAAACCAGCCUGCGGGACAUGAAGUACAACCUGCAAAAGCUCUCGGCCGGCGUGAAGGUCCAGGUAGAACAGGAGGUGAGCCUCAAGCUGCAGGUGAAGGAACUGGAGGCCAACGUUGUGGCGGCUGCACCAGACAAGAACCAGCUCAAGAAGCUCGAAAAGACUCUGGAGGGCUUCAAGAAAGAGUAUGAGAAAGUGUCUAGUCGGACGGGUAAGAUCGAGGCCGAGGUGAAACGCAUCCAUGGGUUGAUCAUGGAGAUCACGCAGGGCCGGCUCAAGGCACAGCAGGACAAGGUGGACAAGAUCAACCAGCAGAUCGACGAGUGUGUGUCGGAUAUCACCAAGGCCCAGGUGGCCCUCAAAACAGCUGACAGAAACUUGAAGAAGGCGGAGGAGGCUCUGGCUAAGACGGAGCGGGAGCAGGAGGAGAACCGCCAGGCCAUUGUGCGGCUCAAUGAGGAACUGAAGAGCUUGGAGGAGGCGGCUGCAGAGAUCAUGAAAGAAUGCACGCAUGCACAGGAGCGAGGCAAGGAGGUGUCGGAGCUGCAGAGGGAGCUGAUGGGCGAGCUGAAGGCGCUGAGCGAGGAGGAGCAGGGUUACCAGAAGGAGGAGCUCGCAGUGCGCCUCAAAGUGGAGCAGUUCGACACCAAGAUCUCGGAGCUCAACAGCAUGCUGAAGCACUUCAACAAAGAGCUGUCGAAGUUUAAGCUGCACGUCCUGGACGAGGAGGGCGAGGCGCCGGUGCUGCCCACGCUCGGCAACAGGGAACUGGAGGAGCUUGAGGACCCCGUGGCCCUGGCCAACAAGAUCGCCAUCCUGGAGGAGAAGACGCUGCAGAUGAAGCCCAACCUGGGAGCCAUCUCUGACUACAAGAAGAAGGAGGAGAUCUACCUCCAGCGAGUCUCCGAGCUGGAUGCAAUCACGGCUCAGCGGGACGAGUUCCGGCACUCGUACGAGGAUCUGCGCAAGAGCCGCCUGCAGGAGUUCAUGGCUGGAUUCAAUGUGAUCACCAACAAGCUGAAGGAGAACUACCAGAUGCUCACACAGGGCGGAGACGCGGAGCUGGAGCUGGUCGACAGCCUCGACCCCUUCUCUGAGGGGAUCGUUUUCAGCGUGCGUCCCCCGAAGAAGAGCUGGAAGAAAAUAUUCAACUUGUCGGGCGGUGAGAAGACCCUAAGCUCGCUGGCGCUGGUGUUUGCGCUGCACCACUACAAGCCCACGCCGCUCUACUUCAUGGAUGAGAUUGACGCGGCGCUCGACUUCAAAAACGUCUCCAUCGUGGCGCUCUAUGUCUACGAGCAAACCAAGAACGCUCAGUUCAUCAUCAUCUCUCUGCGCAACAACAUGUUCGAGAUGUCGGAUCGGCUGAUCGGCAUCUACAAAACGAACAACACCACCAAGUCCGUGGCCAUCAACCCCAAGACCAUCGUGUUGCCCCCACUGCCCGGUGAAGCAACAAUGCCGAGCUCGUGAACCCGCACCCCAAUCACCCCACCUCAUCCACCCCACCCCAUCCAUCAGCGUUGGGGGUCGAGCUUUGUCCGGUCACCAGUCAGCCUGAAGGAUUGUCAAGUUAACUUAAACAAAAAUUAAAAGGGGUCAAAAUGGACUUCUCUUGGUUUCUGCCUGAUGUAAACUUUUGCGUGGAAAAUAUUCAUCCUCAUCAAGACUUAACCUUUACAGUGUGAUUGGCUAGACCAGUCUUGUUAGCGCGUUACUUUGAUUCAUGGGCUUAAUAUCUUACUACUUUAUGCUUAUAUGCGUAUAUAUAUUUUCUGGAAGUCUUACAAUUUUCACUAUAGCUUAUGCAAUAUCCUAGAUGUGGUAUUUUUUUACUUUUACAUUUAUUGUAAAAAAAUAUAUUGUCUCUAAAUUGGAUUUUUAACCGCAGUUGUGUGUGUAAAUAAUAUAUCUGUUCUGCAGCAUCGUCAUACAUGGCUUCAAGAAUAAUAACCUGAGUCAUGUUUAUUUUUAAAUAUAUUAAGUCUAAAUAUGAAUUGAAUAACUCUCCCGAUGCUGGCUUGUGUUAAUGUCUGGCUAUCUUAAGUUACGUGGCUCGCAGUUGUGUGUGUAAAUAAUAUAUCUGUUCUGCAGCAUCGUCAUACAUGGCUUCAAGAAUAAUAAUAACCUGAGUCAUGUUUAUUUUUAAAUAUAUUAAGUCUAAAUAUGAAUUGAAUAACUCUCCCGAUGCUGGCUUGUGUUAAUGUCUGGCUAUCUUUUGUUACGUGGCUCGACUGAAUGAGACGUCGUGGUUAACACUGCCGUCUUCGGUGGAGGAUUAGACUACGGGACAGCGUGCUUGUUCAAGUAUUUAAUCACUGACAAAUGCACAGUUUGCUUUCAUUGUUGCGUGUUAACCUUUUUUUCCAUCAUGUAAAAUAAAAAUGUACACGGUAGUGAAAUCUACCCGGCCUG
Petromyzon marinus (sea lamprey) is the source of this 5033-nucleotide messenger RNA. RefSeq names its product structural maintenance of chromosomes 4 (gene SMC4). The record is from RefSeq and is a predicted model, not a curated record. Lineage: Eukaryota; Metazoa; Chordata; Hyperoartia; Petromyzontiformes; Petromyzontidae. Gene Ontology annotation, biological process: mitotic chromosome condensation. Gene Ontology annotation, molecular function: protein binding; ATP binding; ATP hydrolysis activity. Gene Ontology annotation, cellular component: chromosome; condensin complex.